This is a messenger RNA of Nothobranchius furzeri (turquoise killifish), 4883 nucleotides long. It is a transcript of the gene gpam, whose product is annotated as glycerol-3-phosphate acyltransferase, mitochondrial. Gene Ontology annotation, molecular function: glycerol-3-phosphate O-acyltransferase activity. Gene Ontology annotation, cellular component: mitochondrial membrane; plasma membrane. NCBI's taxonomy places the organism in Eukaryota, Metazoa, Chordata, Actinopteri, Cyprinodontiformes, Nothobranchiidae. Gene Ontology annotation, biological process: glycerol-3-phosphate metabolic process; phospholipid biosynthetic process; fatty acid metabolic process. The record is from RefSeq and is a predicted model, not a curated record.
CUGCAAAGGGCUGUACUCUACAGCACACACGGCUGUGUUAUCGCCGCUUGUGCUUGUCACACAUUUCUCUCUCUUUCAAAGGCAAAGCAGUCCGCUCAUUACAGGAGAGUGGAGCUUGUCCACGGAUGUCAAAGGACCUAAACCACUUGUCGGUUUUCUGGUUUAUUUUGUCGACGAGCAUUUUUUUUUUGAUUUUUUAGAUAUGAGCCAGUGCGACUUUUUAUUGAAGCUCGCCAGCAGCAGGUGUGUGUGAGAUCGGGAAUUGGAGCAAAGGGUGGCGGUGAAUAUGGAGCUGUCAGAUGGCUUGUUGCUGCAGGUCAACAAUGGAGAGCAGUGGUGUAACCGCUGGAAACAUCCCAACGAAGACUCCGACCGGAGCACCAGCCCCUCUGUGCUGCGUUCGGUUGCCAGGACGUGGAAGGAGGGCCUGUUGAACAGAAAGAGGCCCUUUGUGGGCCGAUGCUGCCACUCCUGUACUCCACAGAGCUGGGAUCAGCUGUUCAACUCCAGUAUUCCCUCCCUGGGCCUGCGUAACGUCAUCUACAUCAAUGAGACCCACACUCGACAACGGGGCUGGUUGGCACGGCGACUGAGCUAUGUGCUGUUUGUUAUGGAGAGAGAUGUCCACAAGGACAUGUUCACCAGGAACGUGGUGGACAAUGUGCUCAACAGCAGCAGGGUGGAGGAUGCUAUUGGGAGUGUCGCUGCUGAUCUGGAUGCUGCACAGAGCCUACCUGUCCAGGAGCUCAAGGCUGUCAGUAAAGUGAAGCAGAAGGCCAGAGCUUUCCUCCAGGAGAUGGUGGCCAACAUCUCACCAGCCUUUAUCAGGCUGACAGGAUGGGUGCUCCUGAGGCUGUUUAAUGGUUUUUUUUGGAGCAUCCAGAUCCACAAAGGACAGUUGGAAAUGGUCAAGAAGGCGGCUACAGAGCAAAAUCUGCCCAUGGUCUUCCUCCCUGUUCAUAAAUCCCACAUCGACUACCUUCUCAUCACAUUGAUCCUGUUCUGUCACAACAUCAAAGCUCCCCACAUUGCAGCGGGAAACAACCUCAGCAUCCCGAUCCUCAGUACUGUGAUCCGUAAACUUGGAGGAUUUUUCAUACGGCGCAGAAUGGAGGAGACCGGGGAUGGAAAGAAAGACGUUUUGUACAGAUCUCUUCUUCAUGCAUACACAGAAGAAUUGUUGCGUCAGCAGCAGUUUUUAGAGGUCUUCCUGGAGGGGACUCGGUCCCGCAGUGGAAAGCCAUUUCCAGCACGUGCAGGCAUGCUGUCCAUCGUGGUUGACACCCUGUGGACGGGGGCCAUUGGAGAUGUUCUGGUGGUGCCAGUUGGCAUCUCGUAUGACCGCAUCAUCGAGGGGAACUACAAUAGUGAGCAGCUGGGCAAACCCAAGAAGAACGAGAGCUGGUGGGGAAUAGCAUGUGGCGUGUUUAGGAUGCUGAGGAAGAACUACGGUUGUGUUCGAGUCGAUUUCAAUCAGCCUUUCUCCCUAAAGGAGUACCUGGACUCCCAGAGGAGUCGUCAUAUUCCACCACCUGUGUCUAUGGAAAACGCCUUGAUUCCUAUCAUCAUCUCUUCACAGCCUGACUGUCAGUUGUUUGAAGGACAAGAAGAGGAACAGAUGGAUGGAGAGCUUCCUGCAGAGAUCUUUAGACGGCAGCUCAUCAACAACCUAGCCAAGCAUGUUCUCUACACGGCUAAUAAGUCAUCAGCAAUAAUGUCGACCCACAUUGUGGCCUGUCUGCUGCUCUAUCGACACAGACAGGGGGUGGUGCUGUCCAAGCUUGUGGAGGACUUCUUUAACAUGAAGGAGGAGAUCCUGUCGCGGGACUUUGACCUGGGCUUUUCGGGGAACUCUGAGGAUGUGGUCAUGCGUGCCCUCCACCUCCUGGAAAACUGCGUCAACGUGACCAGCAGCUCCAAUCGUAACGGGGAGUUUACCAUCGCUCCUGCGCAAACUGUGCCAGCACUUUUUGAGCUCAACUUCUACAGCAACGGCCUUUUCCAUGUCUUCAUCUCUGAUGCAAUCAUUGCCUGCAGCAUCCUGUCUCUGCAGCGAGAGCUGCUGAUGGAGUCAGAGUCUGGACACCCACCUAAAGACUCCCACAGUCUCCCCCUCAGCCAGGAGCGACUCAUCCGCAAGGCUGCUGGUCUCUCUGAGUUCCUUAUCAAUGAGGUGGCCAUGGCGCCUCCCUGCCUGACGGUUUACCAAGUUUUCCACGAUGCAGUGACCCGACUGAUCCAGUAUGGUGUCCUCUAUGUAGCAGAAGAGGAUCAGGAGGAACUGAGUUCCAGCCCAUCAGAGGAACCAUGGCCUAAAAAGUUCUCUGAGCCCCUUUCCUGGAGAAGCGAUGAAGAGGAUGAGGACAGUGACUUUGGAGAGGAGCAAAGAGAUCGCUACCUAAAGGUGAGCGUUUCUGCGGAACACCAGGAGUUUUUUGGUUUUCUUCAGCGACUGCUUAGCCCGGUGUUGGAGGCCUACAGUGGAGCUGCAGUCUUUCUGCACAGCCUGAGUCAGCCCAUCUCAGAGUCUGAAUACACCCAGAGGCUCUUCAGGUUCCUGCUCACACGGACGGAGAGAGGAGUGGCUUCUUAUGGUGAAAGCGCAACUCAUUAUCUGGUAAAGAACACGGUGAAGACCUUCAAAGAGCUUGGGGUGCUGAAGGAGAAGAGGGAAAACAAGGUGACGAUUCUGGAGCUCAGCAGCACUUUUCUACCUCAGGCCAACCGGAACAAACUCCUGCAGUACAUUUUAGGUUUCACCCUGAUGUGACCCUUCAGACGCCAGGCUCCUUCUGUUCAAAGGGCUUCUACUGGUUACUUCUAACAAUCCCAGGUGCUACUCUGUGGAAAGCUUUACCAGGAAGUGCCUUCACUUAAUAGCCGCUAACUAUUAGCUGUUAGCCGGGAGAGACUUAAAGCCAGUCUGCUUUCUUUUCUUUUCAGUCAGCUGGCUGAAAAAUGUAAUAAUCCAUGAAGAGGUAACUCCAGGAACCAUAUCUUAUUCGAGAAUGUUGCCAACAAAGUGAAAAUCUUUCGAAACCGUGACUAUUUUUAACUGUAAAAAUGCAAAGUCAAGCAGGCUAGAAAAAGAAGCAAUCACUUUUAAAGCAAUCCAAACAACGAAAGCUGCCUUUCAAGUAAACAGCAGCAUUUUUACGUUAACCUUUUCUGCAAGUUAGAACAAACUGCUUUAAUCUCUUUUAGUGCACUUUAAUAUCGAACAGUAAAAAAUGUUAUGUAGUUACAAGAAAUGUAUGUUUUUAAAAGCAAAUCCUUGUAAAUAGGUCUUAGUCAUGGUGCGUAGAAAUAUCGGCACCACGGUGUGAUCAGGUUUGUCAUAUCUGACUAAGACAUCGCUGAGCUAAAGUGUACAUAUUCACUUUAUCGUGAACAAAAAUCAGAUUUUUUGUGAGUUUGCUGGUUAUAGUAAAGUGCAUUUGAACCGCUGAUCUCUAAGUGCAUUCAGCUACACUUUUCAUCAAGAGUCUUUCAGUGAUCCUUCUGCUACUUUUAAUGAAUGUCACAUUGUACAGCAUGUAAAGUACGUAGUACCAGCUAUGACAUCCACCUGCAUUAAAAUGCAACAAACCCUUAGGUCAUGUUUUCAGGGAGAGGAAGUGUUUAAGGUUAACAUCCACCGCUGUGCUGCGGUAGUUGGGAAACCAUAAAAGUGUACAAUAAGGUCAAAAUAACAAAUGCACAGCAGGUCAAGUCUUUAAAAACUUGUGCAGGCAAGUUGGUGUUUCCUGAAUGAGAUGCAAAGAUUAGGAAAAACAAACUGAAGGAUGAGUGGAAGUAACACACACACACACACACACACAAAUGCUUAAUUUGACCAAACUAGAAAAUUUUCUAAACUCCAGUAAAUAAUUUGUGAUCAUUUUGCUUGUUUCUUUUUAGAUGGAUUGAAAAACACGGCUGCUUAACACAUUUCCUUUUAGUUCUAAAUCUUUUUUCAAACUAACUUGAAUGUAAAAUAUUCGACCCUUGAGUGUACAGAUCUGACAGAAGGAAGUGUUUCAAAGGUUAAAUCAAAUGCGAAUCCUUAUUGGGUUACUGCUCGUACACAGGUAAUAUAAGUACAUACAGAGAUUAAUUUAAUUUUUUCUACCAGUGCUUGAAGUACUGCUGGUGUUAACAAACAUCGUUAUUAAUUAUUUAAAUUGUGUAAAUUUCCUUUUUGCUUUUUCUAAAGCCUCUUGUCAAAUCUAAAGUAUGUAGCAGAGCAACACGAGCACGAUGAACAGGUGUGUAUGUAUCGUAUAGAGAGAACCCUUGUUGAAACUGUUGUUGGAGCUUUACCGCGUUUCUGAGCCCACUCACUGUUACAAGUCCCCCCAACAUGGGACCCCUGCAGCUGGCCAGGACCCAACCACGUACAUGUACUGUGCUGCACGUUCCCUCUGGCUGCCCUUUGCUCUUCAACCUAACCUUAACCUGAGAACGGUGUGUUGUAGUCAAAAUAAAAGCAUUUUAAAAAAUGAACAGAGACAGCUGUGAACCCUGAAUGUAACUCACGAGUCUCCGAAAAGGCCAGUGUGAUGGUAAGCUAAUGGAAGGCAGUGGUACUAAUGUGAUGACCACCUCACCAUAAUAAUAUUUGUAAAGAUGAAGAAAACAAGGCUGGGGAACAGUUGCCUUUAAACAUGUUCCUUGGUUUUUGAUUUUGUUGUUGUUUCUGAUUGUGUGCAUGUUAACUGUAACUUCAUUUAUGAAUCAAAAAAGAAAAAUGUAGAUUUUAACUGAAAAAACCCAGAAUCUGUCAAUCCUUUAAGAAGAAUCACCAGCUGUUAAAAAAGGUUGGGGAUUUUUUUUGUUGCUUUUUGAAGCAAAGCACAAUUGGCAUCAUUAGAUGUUUUUAAAUAAAUGAGUGAUUAACUAUG